AUGGACGGCGAACACACCGUCGCCUCGUGCUCAGAGGGUCAGUACCGCCUCGUGCAUCCUGCUCUUCUCCUCUUCAUGGCGUCAUCCAGCUCUACAGACCGUCUCUCUGCCCUCCCCUCCGUCCAGAACUGGAACCCCCAGCAGGUCACCACCCCUCCCCAAUAUCUAGGCCGCAAGACCCUCCCCAUCAAGCGUGGCGACGCGGAGCCGCUCACUCGAGAAGACCUCCAAUAUGAUCUUCUCUAUUAUAUCUUUGCCGAUCGCACCGUGGCUUUUGUCGACUUUCUAGCGCCGGGGAAGCCCCUCGUCAACUUCUGCGACCUCUACGUCAAUGCUCUCUACAACUCCAGCAAGUGCUCCAAAGUCCUCAAGGACAAAAUGGUAGAGACGCCCGCCUUUGCCAUCGAGUUUGCAAAAAUUUCUCUUCUCACCAACGUCGGUCGCAUAAACACCACCAUGGCCUUCUUUCCGGAAAUGAAAACCGCGCUGCGGAGCUAUCACCCGGUCCCUUCCUUGCAAAAGACCGAUGGAAAUCUACAAGAUGCUCCCCGCAUCAAGAAUUGUCUCAAGGCUGCCCUUCUUCCUUUUGAAUUCAAGACACCCGCCCCUGGUUCCCCUCAUGAAAUCCUAGAAAAAGCGCGAUCCGGACAAGUUCCUCCCACUAGCGUCGUGAACCUAAUCUUUGUGUUGUCCAACUCCAACCAUACACAGCAAGUAGCGCAUGACCACUUUGACGCUCCUCUUGAAUUCCUCGACCUCUUCCUUCCUGUCAAUCUGUCAUCUGCCUCUCGUGCCAGGGCAUUCCUUUGGCUUAUGUUCCAUUAUCUACAAGGUCCAGAUAAGCCGAAUCCGUUCGACGACGAUUAUUCUCGUGCGAAUCUUGGCAAGGUUCCCCGUAUGCGCAAUCUCAGCCGCGAGGAAAUGCAACAGGAGAACGUGGACCCCAUAGACGAAAUCGAAUGGGGAAGGCGUAUGAGCGGGCAGAGGAGCAAAUUUCUCAAGGAACUUGUUGAUGAGAUGGAGAUGGACAAAAAAAGACAGCAGAACCCUCCACUUCCACCUCCACCCACUUCGACCGUGCCUACGUACGCAUUGCAAGACCCUAUGAGGCGUCCAACGUGGUCUCAACGACACCCCGCCUCAACCCCUGGCGGCAGCCGCGGUUCCUCGCUAUCCCAUGAUCCUCCGCGUGGAAUGACCGAGCCGCAUCCCCGUGUAAGACCGCCCGUCUACAAAGGCGACGCCACUGGCGCCGGUCAAGAGCAUGAACGUAGCAUGCUGGAACAAGCAUGGCAUGUUGCUACCACCGCAGACCCGCUGGACGAUUCGGAUCAGGAAGGGGACGAGCAUGUCCGGCUCGAAUACAAUCGCCGCCUGCGAGUUCUCUCGCGCCUGAGAGGGAAAGAUCCAACCCCGGAACCAGAGCCAGAUCCCAAUGCGGCGAGCGAUGGUCAAUACCAGUAUGUCCCUCAACAUCAGCCCCCUAGCGGGUCUGGAGCAAGUACCACUGGCCGCCUGCAACAGGUACAGUCAUGGAAAUAG
Molecule: messenger RNA, 1542 nt
Organism: Fibroporia radiculosa
Lineage: Eukaryota; Fungi; Basidiomycota; Agaricomycetes; Polyporales; Fibroporiaceae
Exons: 9
Coding region: 1-1542 (513 amino acids)
Cellular component (GO): Ino80 complex
Source: RefSeq, a predicted model, not a curated record